AUGAUUAUAUUUUUAGUACUUCUUUACACAAAUAUUGACGAAAGUUGUUAUUCAAGUGAUGGAAAAAUCCUUACAAGUGUUAAUGAUACAUCAUCCGACCACAGAAUAUCAUCCACAUGCGAAAUUAUCCAAGAUAAAUGCUUUUAUGAACUCGGCACAUUAAAUUCCUUUUCAUUUCAAGAAAAUCCUAAUUUAACAACAAUUGGGGAGAAAAGUUUUUAUAGAUGCGGAAAUCUUAUCAUUAUCAAUCUAUCAUCAUGCAACAAACUUACAAAAAUAUCUUCUGAAGCAUUUUAUGAGUGCUCUAAAGUCAAUCAGAUACUUUUACCAGAAGGACUCCUUGAAAUAGGAGAUGAUGCAUUUCGAUAUAAUUAUCAAGUGACCAGUAUUGUCAUUCCUGCAUCUGUUAAAAUAAUAGAUAAACAAGCAUUUUAUAGAUGUUCUAAGUUGCAAAAUGUUACUUUUGGGGAAGGAUCAAAUUUAACUUUUUUAGAAGAAAUUAUAUUUGCUCAUUCAUCAAUUACUUCGUUUCAAAUUCCAGAAAAAGUUUCUAUAGUCCAUGGAUAUGCAUUUACAGAUAGACAAUUAACAAGUAUUUCAGUUCAUCCUAAAAAUAAUUACUUAACAACAAAUGGAAAUGCUGUUUUUUCAAAAAAUGAAAGUAUUUUAUUUUUUAUUUGUAACAAAAUAGGAUAUGAAAUUCCAAAUUCAGUCACAGCAAUCGGAGAGUAUUGCUUUUAUCAAUCAUCUAUCCAAACAAUAAUAGUUCCUGUAAAUGUGAAAAAGAUUGAAGGUUAUGUUUUCAGUAGUUGUAAUAGUUUGAUAAAUGUUACUUUUCUAGGUCCAAUAGAUUACUUUGGUGAUCGAGUAUUUGAUGAUUGCAGUAAUCUUGAACUAAUUAUAUUCCCUAAUUCGCCAAUGACUGUUCAAGGAUAUUAUUUUAUUUCAACGGAUAUGCCAAAAGUCAAUUUGUCAUUUACUUGCAAAACUCUAUUUUCUUCUGCUUCAGUUGCAAGGAACACAAAUGUUUCAAUUUUAUAUCUGAAUGAACCAAAUCUUAUUAUUACUCCAGAUCGUUUUAUUAUGAGUUCUGAUCAAACCAAUAUUUAUGAAUACUGGGGAUAUUCUUAUAGUAUUACAAUUCCUGAAUCUGUUACAAAAGUCAAAGAAAAAGCAUUUGAAAAUUCUACAGUUGGGAAUUUUUAUUUCACAGAAAACUCUCAAAUCACUUCUAUAGAAGAUUAUGCAUUUAGAAAUUGUUCAAAAUUAAGAUCAUUUAAUUAUUCAUUUCCUAAUUUACAAACAUUAGGAAUGUCAUCAUUUAAAGAUUGCAUUAAUUUAGAAGAUUUUACAUUUUCAUCACCUAAUUUGGUUAUUAUGACUAACACAUUUGAGAAUUGCAUUAGAUUAAAGAAUGUAAUUAAUAUUUCGAAUGUUCCUGAUAAUUGUUUUUGUGGAUGUGCUAAUUUAGAAAAAGUUACAAUUCGAGAAGGAUCAAAAUCGAUUGGAAUUAAAUCAUUUGAAAAUUGUUCUUCAUUAGAAAGUAUUAAAAUUACACAAUCUAUUCAAUAUAUUUUAGACUAUUCAUUUCUUUAUUGUAAGAAGCUAAAAUCAAUUACAUUCAGUGAAACAAAUUUACUUGAUACAUUUUCAAUUAAUUCUAUUUCAGAAUGCGAAUCUCUUACAAAUAUCAGUAAUUUUUCAUCAGAUAAAUUCAAAUGUAUUUAUAAUACUAUUUACCAAAUAAACAAUACUAAAUGGGAACUUAUUUUUCAUUUGAGUCCCUCAAAAGACAAAGAACUCAACAUUAACUGCAGUGUUAUCUGUAGUUAUUCAUUCAAUUCGAGUAACAAUAUUGAGAAAAUCAAUAUUAAAUCAGAUAGUGUUUCUGUUAUUGAAGAUUAUUCAUUCAACAAAUGUCUUAAUCUCAAAUACAUCAAUUUCCCACUUUCAGUUUCAGAUGUUGAGAUUGAUGCAUUCCAUGAGUGCAAAUCCAUUCGAUGUCCUCUUAUUAUUGAGAACACAUCUACUGAUUAUAUUCGAAUGAUUGCUGCUUCUGGAAUUCCUCGAAGACUUAUGAUUUCAUGUCAUAUAGUUCAUGUUUCCAAAGAAUCAUUUAAAUCUCAAAUCUUUACGUCGUCCUUCUACACAUCUAUUCUGGAAACAUCUUACUAA
Molecule: messenger RNA, 2175 nt
Organism: Trichomonas vaginalis G3
Lineage: Eukaryota; Parabasalia; Trichomonadida; Trichomonadidae
Exons: 1
Coding region: 1-2175 (724 amino acids)
Source: RefSeq, a predicted model, not a curated record